AUUUUUGUAUUUUCAGUCUGAUGAAAUGCUAUAAAUAAGGGUAGGGCACGAACGUAAAGUCUAGUGUAACAACACUCGCACUCGGAUUCAGUUCUUGUUACAACCACAAACACUUCUAAAACAAAAUGGACACUGACGAUGACCAGAAAAUGGCCAUGCUCCGCAAGGCAUUCCAGAUGUUCGACACCACCAAGUCUGGAUACAUCGAUGUCCUCAAAAUCUCCACCAUCCUGAACACCAUGGGCCAGCUCUUCGACGACUCUGAACUGCAGGCUCUCAUUGAUGAAAACGACCCAGAAAACUCUGGCAAGAUCAACUUCGAUGGUUUCUGCAAUAUUGCCUCCCACUUCCUUGAGGAAGAGGACGCUGAAGCCAUGCAGCAAGAACUGAAAGAAGCUUUCAGGUUGUACGACCGUGAAGGUAACGGUUACAUCACCACCUCCACCCUGAAGGAGAUCCUGGCCGCGCUCGACGACAAGCUCAGCAACGCUGACCUGGACGGCAUCAUCGCUGAAAUCGACACUGACGGCUCCGGAACCGUCGACUUCGAUGAAUUCAUGGAGAUGAUGACUGGAGACUAAAUUAUUGUUAUUAUUAUAGUAUUAUUACCAUAAUGUAGUACAUUUAAAGUUAAGACUUGGUUACUAGUACAAAAUCAAAUGCGGUAUUAGCAUGGUUGUGGAAUGUAAUCUAAUGUACCAUUUCAUCUAUCUUAUAGAUAGGCACUUGUUAAUAUGAUUUAUUACUUGCAACGUGGGCCAGGGAUCUUUUUGAAUUCGUUCCAAAGAAUUAUUUCCGGAAUAAUUCACUCGUAACGUAUUCUGCAUUGUAAACAAUUAUAUGCUAAUAUCUAUAACGCAUUGCAAUUUAUUUUUGAAUAUUAUUCUAUGAAAACAACUACAAUAUAAACAAUAGUUUUUAA
Molecule: messenger RNA, 922 nt
Organism: Manduca sexta (tobacco hornworm)
Lineage: Eukaryota; Metazoa; Arthropoda; Insecta; Lepidoptera; Sphingidae
Gene: TpnC25D
Product: troponin C
Exons: 5
Coding region: 126-581 (151 amino acids)
Molecular function (GO): calcium ion binding; enzyme regulator activity
Source: RefSeq, a predicted model, not a curated record